CCGACGGGCCUCGGGUCGCUGUCCCCCGUCCCUUCCUGGGUCCCCCGGCGUCGCCGCUCCCCGCCUCCCCGAGUGGCAUCUCGCCGCGCUCCAUCGCUCCAGACAAAGCCAAGCGGAAAUCUUCACUUUCGCGCCGCACUUAGAGGAAAACUGCCGCGCCCCAAGCAAUUCCUCAGCUUUUGCUUGAGGAGGUUCCGAGAACUUCGCGCCCAGUCCCGCAAGAACCGUGUCGGGGUUUGCGUCAUCGCUUCUGGGCUCGUUCCGCGUGGAGCUGGAAAUGUAAUGGUGAAUAAGACAGUUGUUUUCUGCUAUAAAGAAUAGUGAGAAAUAAAAGCCCAACAAGCAAGUGACCUGAGACCUGCUUGAAAUGUGGUUUCAGCAAGGCCUCAGUUUCCUUCCUAUAGCUCUUGUAAUCUGGACAGCUGCUGCUUUCACGUUUUCAUACAUUAUUGCAGUAACACUCCACCAUGUUGACCCUGCUUUGCCUUAUAUCAGUGACACUGGGACAGUGGCUCCAGAGAAGUGCUUGUUUGGGGCAAUGCUAAACAUUGCUGCAGUUUUAUGCCUUGCUACCAUUUAUGUUCGUUAUAAACAAGUUCAUGCCCUGAAUCCUGAAGAGAACCUUAUCAUCAAAUUAAAUAAGGCUGGCCUUGUGCUUGGAAUACUGAGUUGUUUAGGAGCUUCUCUUGUGGCAAAUUUCCAGAAAACAGCCAUUUUUGUUGUACAUGUCAGUGGUAGUGUGCUCACUUUUGGUAUGGGCAUAUUUUACAUGUUUGUUCAGACCGUCCUUUCAUACCUAAUGCAGCCCAAAAUUCACGGCAAACAAGUCUUCUGGAUCAGACUACUGUUGCUUGUCUGGUGUGGAGUAAGUGUACUUAGCAUGUUGACUUGCUCAUCAAUUUUGUACAGUGGUAACUUUGGCACUGAUCUAGUACAAAAACUUCACUGGAACCCUGAGGAUAAAGGUUAUGUGCUUCAUCUAAUCACCACUGUAGCAGAAUGGUCUAUGUCAUUUUCUUUCUUUGGUUUUUUCUUGACUUACAUUCGUGAUUUUCAGAAAAUUUCUUUACGUGUGGAAGCCAAUUUACAUGGAUUAACCCUAUACGACCCUGCACCUUGCCCUGUUAUCAAUGAAAGAACACGACUACUUUCCAGAGAAUUCUAAUGAAAGGAUCAAAGGUUUCUUUGGUGUUUAUGAUUCUCAGGGAUAGGGGAAAGAAUCACAAAAGCUGCUUAUUACACUCUGAAAUUAUCAACCAGUUAAUCAAGGCUGUCUGUGACAUUGAUGAAUACUGAUGAUCAGGAGACAUAAAGCCAUUUCAUAGUUACUUUAAAGGAUGUCACUUAAACUAUUUAUGCCUUUUUUUAAUCCUAUAAAAUAAAAUCAAAGAACUACAA
Molecule: messenger RNA, 1398 nt
Organism: Octodon degus (degu)
Lineage: Eukaryota; Metazoa; Chordata; Mammalia; Rodentia; Octodontidae
Gene: Dram2
Product: DNA damage regulated autophagy modulator 2
Exons: 9
Coding region: 368-1165 (265 amino acids)
Biological process (GO): regulation of autophagy; photoreceptor cell maintenance
Cellular component (GO): lysosome
Source: RefSeq, a predicted model, not a curated record